Medicago truncatula (barrel medic) is the source of this 1408-nucleotide messenger RNA. Its product is annotated as probable WRKY transcription factor 65. Gene Ontology annotation, molecular function: DNA-binding transcription factor activity; transcription cis-regulatory region binding. Gene Ontology annotation, biological process: regulation of DNA-templated transcription. Gene Ontology annotation, cellular component: nucleus. The record is from RefSeq and is a predicted model, not a curated record. Bases 261 to 995 code for a protein of 244 amino acids. The transcript is spliced from 3 exons. Lineage: Eukaryota; Viridiplantae; Streptophyta; Magnoliopsida; Fabales; Fabaceae.
ACAAAGACCAUAAAUGUAGCGUAGCCAAUCUGUCAACAUGAAUCCCCUUUUUUUAAAGGCCUUUGCCUAAUCUCUCACCUUCUUCUCCCUUAAAUUUCUUAUUUGUCGACUUGCCUUUCAUUUUGUGCAAUCUACCUAAACCCAUUUCCAUGCUUAGAUAGAUACGUCCAUAGCUAGCCACAUUAAUAAUCAUCACGUAUAUUAGAUCAACAUACACUUACCACACAGAGACAAGCUAACCUGCUCCAAAUCCCAAGAAAAUGAAAAGAAAAUUCAAAAACCCACAUACUCACCAAGAGGAAGACUUGACUGACAUAUCUCAAGAUUCCACUCCUUCUUCCACCUCAUUUAACAUCGAUGGCUCAGUCACUUCCCACUCUUCUUCAUCAUCUAAGAAAAGGCGAGCCAUACAGAAAAGGGUGGUGCAAAUCCCAAUCAAGGAACCUCAUGGAUCAAGGCUAAAAGGAGAGAGUAAUACACCACCUUCAGAUUCAUGGGCAUGGAGAAAAUAUGGCCAGAAACCCAUCAAAGGUUCGCCUUAUCCCAGAGCGUACUACAGGUGUAGCAGUUGCAAAGGUUGUCCAGCAAGGAAACAAGUAGAAAGAAGCCGUGUGGACCCCACAAUGCUCAUCAUAACCUACUCCUCCGACCACAACCAUGCAUGGCCAGUUUCAAAAACUACAACAAGACUCUCCCUCAAGAAAACCGAACCAGACCCGGUUGAACCGGAUGAGAAAUUUGCAGGUCACUUGGUCUUGGACGACGAGUUAGGCUGGUUGGGAGAGAUAGACACAAAUUCAUCAGCUAUUCUGGAGAGUCCAAUAAUGGCGGAGUUUGAUAAUGACAUGGCGUCCGUGUUUUUGCCGAUGGAGGAAGAAGAUGAGUUGCUUUUUGCUGACCUUGGAGAGUUGCCGGAGUGUUCCACGGUGUUCCGGCAUGGGUUGUUGGAUGCACGACGGCGGUUAACAGCUCCGUGGUGUGGGACCACCACUUGACAAAUUGGUGCCCCAUUUGACACGUUCUUCGUGCGUACCUACCUACACAAGAAAAAAGAUACUGCAUUCUAUUUUGUUCUACUUUUUUUUUUCUUGUUUUCAGAUUGUCGUUAUCUUAAUUUUUUUUUUAAAUUUCAAUUUUUUUAUUUUGUUGAGAUGAGUAGAGAAAAAUGAAGAUAGAAGAAAGAAAGAGUAGGUUUGGGUGUGAAUGGGAAAAGAGGAUUGGGGAAGGAAAUGAUGUGGCAAAUAUGUACCAAUUUUCAACGUGGUUUGUAAUUAACAUAACUUGGUCUUUCCUUAUGAGCAGCUUGCGCCAUGUUACUUUCAAGAUGUUAAUGUCAUGUAUUUUGUGGCGGCACCCAUUUCUUCUUCGCUGACUUUUUGAAUAUCUACUUGUAGACGUAUAGAACAUA